AUGAAAGGACUAAUUUGGUCACUUCAAAAUACGGAACAGGUGGAUACCAAUCCCUUCGCGAUGGAUAUUCGCGUGAUUGACGACACGGAGGAGUUGGUGAUGCCUGAAGAGCUCAAAGAUUUGGGAGAGCAACAAGCUGUGUCAAGGGCUCUCGGUGUGCUGAUUCACGCGCUUUUAUUCCAUGAACCAUGUGUGACUCUAAAACCGUGGGAACGGAGAAGAGCCCGACCAUCGUGCCUUCAAGCGACUGCUAUGUGGAGCCAUAUGCAAGUAUGUAGUCACUGUGAUGCGUAUGCUUUUCUGAAGGAGGUAACAGGUUAUUAUGAUGAACAAGAACCGCUCAAAACAGUUCUGAGCGAUGCAUUUGCUGAACGUGUUGCUCGACAAUUGAAAGCUCCACAUCACUUCAUACUGGAUGCUGAUACGGGAAGUAAUAAAUGUGCAGUGGAGGUGCAGACAGAUAUCAGUGUCUUUACCGACGACAUCGUCCACGUCUUCGCAAAGUCACCUCCUCACGUAUGUGUCUUCUUCGCCGAGCCACGUCUUGGACUGUAUGAAGAGGUUCUCAGUGACUACAAUAAAGAAAAAAGACAUGUCGGCAUUCAGGUCGAUAAUAUGCCUCGAGACUGCUGCAUGACAUGCGGUAAAUUUAACAUAUGCUAUGAUGGCGAAAACUCCAAAGGUAAAAGCAAAAAAGGUGGACGUAAAGGGAACAAAGGCGGUCGUCGUAACAAGAAAUCAAAGUGA
Haemonchus placei is the source of this 747-nucleotide messenger RNA. The record is from the annotation of a GenBank genome assembly. NCBI's taxonomy places the organism in Eukaryota, Metazoa, Nematoda, Chromadorea, Rhabditida, Trichostrongylidae.